UGAGUGAUUCAUGAUCUUUUAAACUUUAAAAAUGAAUUUUAAAAUUAAUCACCUUAAUUCGUUUAUAAUUAACAACUAUUUUGAUUGUUCUUUUUGAAAAACGAUUGGUGGUUGUUUAGUGGUAUACGUUUCAUCAUAUAUUUGAUACAUCAGUGGUGUGUUGAUCUCGUAUAAAAAAAAAUUCACAUCAAAAUAAGUGCUUACAGUGGGAUUAGGGAUUAGAUCCUUUGUUAUUUCUUUGUUUCUAGAGCGAGAGUUGUGAGUAAAUAUAUAUAUACAGUCAAGUUUCGAGUUUCGAGUUGUGUUGACCUUAUCAACUGAACUACAGAGCAGAGAGCAGUGUUUGGUUGUACGAGAACAACGUUCAUCGUGAAGGAUUAACCGGCCUUUUACAAUUAUUUUAUUUGUGUUAGCUCAAGCAAUUUUUCAUUCUAUUAUUCAACAAUGCCGAAACUGAUGAACGCGAUCGACGGCAUGACCCUCAAAGAUUUAAUGUCGGAAGAGGGUCUUGUGCUAGACAUGGCUGAUGAGUUAGGAGAGGAAGAAGCUGAUCCAAUUGCUUACAAUCGUAAUGUUCAUUUGACAAACGAUGAGGUGAUAAAAUUUUUGAAUAUGGAGGAGUUUGCUGAAGAAGACGAGGACAAUUCACAUGAUUUGGGUGAAGUAAUGUCACCUUGGUGCAUAAGUUUUGACAAAAUCAAGGCAAAGUCUGAAGACCUUUUGGGAGAUGGAAAAAUUACAAAACUCAUAAGGCAAACAGGAGUUGGGAAUGAUGCUGGAUACAAUUCUCUGGUCACAGUCCAUUACGGAGGAUACUUUGAGCAUCAGGAUGAGCCCUUUGAUUCAACUUUUGCCUUUGGAGCACCGAGAAAAUAUAAUAUCGGUCAGGGUGAAUUAAUCUGGGGACUCGACUAUGGUAUAAGCACAAUGAAAAAACAUGAAACUGCUGUCUUCGUCAUUCAUCCUGACUAUGCUUGGGGAGAACUCGGGUGCUUACCACUCAUACCAGAAUCUGCCGAAGUAGUCUUCAUUGUACGUGUCCUUGAUGUAAUGGAAGGUGGCUCUGAUGACACCAUAACCAAUUCCAAUGGUGAGGCUCGAAAGUUCAAGCAAGUGAGAAUUCGGGCUAUGGCCCUCAUCAAAACUGCUGCUGAGAGCGUUAAGCGCAAUAAGCCCAGACAAGCUAUUAGAGAAUACAAUCGAGCAGCUGAAAUGCUCGAAAAAGUUCCUCUGGAGAAUGAUGAGGAAGAGGAAGAGAUGAAACGCUUGAUAUCAAGAGUUUACGGAAAUUUAGCAAUCUGUUACAACAAAGAAGACAAACCCAGACAAGCUUGCAAGAAUUGUUUGAGAGUACCGAAUCCCACUGCCAAAACUCACUUUCACCACGGCCGAGCUUUGUUGAAAAUGGGUGAAUACAAAAAAGCUUUGGAGCAGCUUCAUAUUUCCUUGAAAAUGGAGCCUGGGAAUCACGCAACGAAACAUGAGAUUCAAUUGGCCAACGAUUUGCAACGAAGAUAUCUACAAUCCGAGAAAAAAUUGUGGCAUAAUUGCUUGAAGCUGCGAUCAGGCGAACAAGAAGUAAACGAGUACGCCCAAGUCGCUAAAGAAUUUUGUGAAAACUUCGUGAAAAAUGAUGCUAUUCUACGUCAACCGUUGCCUGAAGGUCUCACACCCAGAGAGGACAAGUGUAUGCGACAACAAGCGGCACUUUUGGGGCUGAACGUCGUCGAACAUGUUAGAUACGGAAAAGAAAUCACUUACCUGGCAAAGACAUCAUAUACUAAAACAUUAAAUUCUUAAAAGCGAGACGAAGGUCAAGCGGCAGGGAUUUCCUCUACGAACAAAUUUUUAACUAAUAAUGAAAAUCAGAGACCAUGAAUUACUGUUUGUUUUUUUUCAAUUGAUAAUUAUUUUUGUUUUUGUUUUUUUUUUCAAAAUUUCGUAAAGAAAACGUAGAGAAAUGUAUAGCUGCAUAGUGAAUAAUUUUAUCGAACCACAUGAAAUAAAAUUACGUAAGUAAUCCAUGGUUGGGAAAGUGAACAUCAUUGCUUGUGAGUUCGGUAUGAACAGAGAACUGAAAAAUGGAAAUUCCCCGAUAUACGGAGAGAAAAUUUCACUAAAAACUACUAUGGUGCCAUAGGGUUCUAUAUCGGUAAUAUUUAUUAAUUCUUA
Molecule: messenger RNA, 2172 nt
Organism: Venturia canescens
Lineage: Eukaryota; Metazoa; Arthropoda; Insecta; Hymenoptera; Ichneumonidae
Gene: shu
Product: shutdown
Exons: 5
Coding region: 445-1800 (451 amino acids)
Biological process (GO): spermatogenesis; piRNA processing
Cellular component (GO): cytoplasm
Molecular function (GO): peptidyl-prolyl cis-trans isomerase activity; Hsp90 protein binding
Source: RefSeq, a predicted model, not a curated record